Bactrocera oleae (olive fruit fly) is the source of this 4000-nucleotide messenger RNA. Lineage: Eukaryota; Metazoa; Arthropoda; Insecta; Diptera; Tephritidae. The record is from RefSeq and is a predicted model, not a curated record.
CGAUUUAAACGCCCUAAAACUUUUAUUACAAUUAAAUAAAUUCCUAAUCAUAAUAUUUUUUAUUCUUUUUAAUGCCGUUUACAACUUUAAAUUCGAAAAUGCCGGAAGCAUAAUAAGUUAUAUCCCGUUACCUCCGAUGAUAACGGAAUACCUCGAAAAUUCCUCUAUUUCAACAAACCGCCUAAAUAAACAUCAGCUGUUCAGAUAUGUCAAACAGGUGAUGUAACUAAAAAAAAAAAACAAGCAAUUUCUGUGUUUUUAUUUAUAUCACUUAAGUAAACUUAAACGCGUAUAUUUAAAAUUAAUUAUGUUAAUUUUACGCCACUGGCGACAAUUAAAUGGAGCAACUCCAUCAACGACUAGGAAUUGGUUAUGCCUACAAACAAAUCAUCAAUACACAAAAGCAAAACAAUGCAGACAACACCGACAAAUGGCCACCAGUGUCGGCGCCGCAGACGCUAAGGCUAGUUUAGAAAUUAAUGGACAAAUUUAUCCAACAGACGAUUGGACAAAUGUGACGCCAAAAAUAUUAUCCUGUUUGGGUGUGAACAAACAUUUGCAGCGAAAUCAUCCGCUGUCAAUUAUACGUCAACGUAUUAUUAAUUAUUUCUACGCCUGCUAUAGAAACUCACGCGGCAAUCCAUUAUUUUCGGUUUAUGACCAGUUAAGUCCUAUUGUGACAGUGGAACAAAACUUUGAUAACUUACUAUUUCCCGCUGAUCAUGUAAGUCGUGCCAAAUCAGAUUGCUAUUACAUUAAUCAAAAUCAAUUAUUGCGUGCCCACACCACCGCACAUCAAGCCGACUUAAUAGCUUGCGGUCUAGAUAAUUUUCUAGUAACAGGUGAAGUGUAUCGACGUGAUGAAAUCGACUGCACCCAUUAUCCUGUGUUCCACCAAUUAGAUGCAGUUCGAUUGGUUACGAAGGACACACUUUUUGGACGUAAUCUAGAUUUAGAAAUAUUUGAAAAUGAUUGGCAAUUCAAAGUUAAAAACGCUCCACAACCUGAACCAUCUUCAAAGUGUUUAGAUCAAACGAAACAAAUAUGCCAUACACUUGAAGCAGUUAAAUUGAUGGAACACGAAAUGAAAGAUGUGCUGGUUGGCCUAGCGCGCGAUUUGUUUGGUGCGCAAUUGGAAUAUCGUUGGGUGGACACAUAUUUUCCAUUUACACAGCCUUCCUGGGAGUUGGAAGUACUUUACAAUGGCAAAUGGCUUGAAGUGCUUGGAUGUGGUAUUAUGCGACACGAGAUACUACAACGUUCAGGCGCUCACAAUAAUAUAGGUUAUGCUUUCGGUUUGGGCUUAGAGCGUUUGGCAAUGGUGCUCUUCGAUAUACCCGAUAUAAGGCUGUUUUGGUCGAAUGAUAGUGGAUUUCUUACACAAUUUAAUGAGGAAAAUUUGCAUAAACUACCAAAAUAUAAACCCAUAUCCGUUUACCCGCAGUGCAGUAAUGAUCUUUCGUUCUGGUUGCCGUUGGGUAUCGAUGUGGAUGCUGGUUUUGCUUGUAAUGACUUUUACGAUCUUGUGCGUUCAGUGGCAGGUGAUGUGGUGGAACGAAUUAGCUUAGUAGAUCACUUUAAGAAUCGUAAAACAAACAAAUCCAGCUUAUGCUUCCGAAUAGUCUACAGGCAUAUGGAGCGCACCUUGACGCAAGCAGAGGUCAAUAAAAUACACAAAAGCAUAGCCGAUGCUUGUGCUGAAACCUUUAAAGCAGAAAUUCGAUGAAAUUGAAAUGGUUUUGUUAAUAAACUUUUAAUUAUUUUUUAAAGACAAACUUUUCGUUUGUUAUUAAUAGAUCGGAGCACCAGGCAGUUAAUUGCAAAUUAUAUUAAAUGUUAUUUUUUUGUAAUGUAAAUAGCAUAAAGCGUAUGAACAUAAGUAAUGAUUUUACGUUUUAUAUUAUUCAAUGUUAUAUCAGAGAAUGUAGAUUAUACGUUGCAUUUCAAUUUAUGAAUGGAUAAGGUGGCAUCGCUUAUUUUCAAUAAAAUAAAUUAGGUGCAAACGUCAUUUGCGUAGAACCGGCUGAGCUUUUGUUGUGGCACGUUAAAUAAAAGGAUUGUGAUAAUAAAUAAUUAAUAUUACGUUGAAGGCAGUUCAAAUAAAGGUUGGCUUGUAAUGAUUCGGUACUCUAUAUCAUUGGUCUUUUAAAGAGGUAAGCGCACGGUUGUGACAGUUGUUAGGGCGAAAAGGCAUCACAUUUUUGUCCAUGACAUAUCACCUGACUAUUUGACCGGCAUUUAGUUUUCUCUAAUCUUAUUUAUUAAUUAUCAAUUGUUUACAUAUUCAGCAGACACAACUAAUUUGGGCCGCAGUGCAACGAAACAGCCAUAACCUAAAUGAACAACAACGUAGUGCAACCACAAAGUAUUAACGUCAUCAAUAUUAACUUAUCGCAUCUUAAUCGUUGAUUCAUUAUUGCCUUGUUACCUCAUAAAAAAAAAUGACUGAGAAAAUAACGAAAUUAGCGCUAGCUAGUCGAGUGAUUAUAUUGGUAUUGCAGUUAAUUGCAAACCACCUGAUGCCUGAUCACAAAUCAGAUGUAUUUCGUUCACCGAUUGCACAACAAACUCAAACUCAACAUGUAGGAGUACUCGAAACCAACGAAUUUAUCACCCAUAAUGCCACCGAAAAUUCUUGGCUAGAUCGCACAGUACAAUUUUGUCUUGGCGGCCUGCGUCACUGGGAUGGUGAAUAUUUUCUACACAUAGCAGAAUAUUCCUAUUCUUACGAGAAUACGCUCGCCUUCUACCCACUGUUUCCGCUGGUGGUACGUGCAGGCGCAAAUGCUUUGUUUGCGCUCAAUAUGGGCGUUUCCUUGCGUAGCUGGUGUUUGGUCGUAGCCGUAUUGGUUAAUGUAUUUUGCUUCUGCAAAGCAGCUAAUGCACUAUAUGCGCUCACACAGCGCAUUUUUAAGGACCCAAAUAAAAGUUGGAAUGCAGCAUUACUGUUUUGUUUCAAUCCAGCAUCAAUAUUCUUCACUGCCGCAUAUUCGGAGGCGCUUUUCUGUUGGUUAUCGCUACACUUGAUGUUGGAAUGUGUUUCCGAAUUUCGAUUUGCGCGCACCACAAUAACACUGGCACUCUCUAUUGUGAGCCGUUCAAAUGGUCUACUCAAUGCAGGCUAUCCCAUAUAUUUUAUGCUGCGGCACACCAUACUCAAGUCAUAUCAACGCUGUUUUGCUGCUGUAAAAAUAACACUUUGUCUGAUUGGUGCACUAACGCCGCUCACAUUCUUCUACUUUUACGCAUUCAAACAGUAUUGUGUACCGCAUCAUACAGUAGCGCAUUCAGAGGCUGUGCUGAACUAUGCACGUGAGAAAAAUUACAUUUUAGCUGGUCAUCGUAUGCCGCAAAACUCACCAUGGUGUGAUAAUACUUUUCCAUUUCCAUAUUCAUACAUACAAUCACACUAUUGGAAUGUCGGUUUUCUACGUUACUACGAGCUCAAGCAGUUACCGAACUUUAUGUUGGCUCUGCCUGUGCUCGCGUUCCUGCUGUAUCAUUGCUUUACGUAUUUUAGACAUUUCAUGCGUAUCCUACUGCCGCAUUAUCCUAACAUGCAGCUAUUAAAAGAAUAUAAAUCGUUGCCAUUUGUACUGCACGCAUUGGUUCUCACACUAUUUUGUACUUUUUUCGUGCACAUACAAAUAUCAACACGGUUAUUGUGCUCAGCUACGCCAUGUCUUUAUUGGUUUGCUGCCGAUCAGCUGCCCAAGACAUUUGAUCUAAUCAAAUUGCGCUCAAAAGCUGGUUCUAUACUAGUAUGGUUUACAAGUUACUAUUUAAUUGGCACAGCGCUCUUCUGCAAUAAUCUACCUUGGACGUAAGGUAAUGAAAGAUUUGGACUUUUAUAAUAUUUAAAUGCAAAACUUCGUGGCGAAUAUGUGUGCGCGUGACAGUGAGAGCAUUAUUAAAUUUAUGCAAAGCUUAGCAUCACAACAUCCUCAUCGCAUCAUCGGCAUUAGCACUCCAAAUAGCUGAACGCUCAUUAACCAAAAAA